Molecule: messenger RNA, 2910 nt
Organism: Anopheles marshallii
Lineage: Eukaryota; Metazoa; Arthropoda; Insecta; Diptera; Culicidae
Gene: Dis3
Product: exosome complex exonuclease RRP44
Exons: 1
Coding region: 1-2910 (969 amino acids)
Biological process (GO): rRNA catabolic process
Cellular component (GO): nuclear exosome (RNase complex); cytoplasmic exosome (RNase complex)
Molecular function (GO): RNA binding; endonuclease activity; 3'-5'-RNA exonuclease activity
Source: RefSeq, a predicted model, not a curated record
AUGUUGACAAACAAAGUGUUCAUGAAGAAAACCAAACGCGGCAAUAUUCUGAAAAUUGUUCGCGAACACUACUUGCGGGAUGACAUCUGGUGCGGUUCGGCAGCCUGCCAUAAGUGCCCUCUGGAAGAGAAUGCAGUACUGCUGGAUAAAGUUCCGAAAUCCGUUAGCGAGCGUUAUCCCUUCCCGCACUAUCUGCUACUGGAUACGAAUAUCAUACUCUAUCAGAUGGAUCUGUUAGAGGAGAGCGCAAUCCAGAACGUGAUCAUCCUCAACACGGUGAUGGAUGAGGUGAAGCAUCGGAGUGCAGUAAUAUAUAAACGUUUGCGAGCGAUACUGUCCAAUCCAGAGCGAAGGUUCUACACCUUCGUCAAUGAACACCACAAGGAUACGUACGUGGAGCGAAUGCCCGGCGAAUCGGCGAACGACCGGAACGACCGUAUGAUCCGGACGGCGACGGAAUGGUACGAGGAACAUCUCCGUCAGAGAAAGGGGAAAGAUACAUGCGUACGCAUCGUAUUGCUCUCGGACGAUGCCGAUAAUCGGGCUAAAGCCAUCGAGCUCGGUCUGAACACGUGUUCCGCGGUGGAAUACAUGGAAGCUGCAAAGGAGAAUUACGCGCAUCUGCUGGAUAAGAUUGCUCAGCGUGACAUAGUGUGCGCCUCAAAGGAUCCACUAUUCCCAUCGCAUCUGACCGUAAUGCAGAUACACGAAGGCAUCAAGAAUGGAAAGUUGAUGCAGGGUGGGUUUUUGGCUUCGCGAGAAAAUUACCUCGAGGGGUAUGUGCGGGUCGAAGGCAUUGAGAAAGCGGUCCUCAUUCAGGGACGUAUGAAUCUGAACCGUGCCGUCGAUGGAGAUUUAGUGGCGAUCGAAAUGCUGCCCGAGAGCGAAUGGAAAGCCCCGAGCGAUGUGGUGCUGGUGGAUGAACAGAACGACCCGGGCGAUAUGGUAGAACCGGAUCCAACAUUCAGCGUAAAGCCAACGGCAGAACGUGAACCAACAGCAAAAGUGGUUGGCAUUAUUAAAAGGAAAUGGCGCCAGUACUGUGGGAUUCUAAUACCCAGCCACAUCCAGGGUUCAACUCGUCACAUUUUUGUGCCGGCAGAACGCAAAAUUCCGCGCAUUCGAAUCGAAACGCGGCAAGCCGCGACCCUCCUAUCCCAACGUAUUAUUGUAGCGAUAGACCAGUGGCCACGCCAUUCGCGCUACCCGCAGGGUCAUUUCGUGCGUGCGCUCGGACCGAUCGGUUCAAAGGAAACGGAGAAUGAAGUUAUUCUGCUAGAGCAUGACGUGCCGCACAAUCGUUUCUCAGAGGACGUACUAGCCUGUCUGCCGCAGAUGCCAUGGGUAAUCACAAGCGAAGAUUUAAAGCGCCGAGUAGACUUGCGCGGUAUUACCAUCUGCUCAGUAGAUCCGCCCGGAUGUACGGACAUUGAUGAUGCUCUGCACGCUCGCCGUUUACCUAACGGGAACAUUGAAGUAGGCGUUCACAUUGCAGACGUAAGUCAUUUCAUUCGACCGGACACUGCGAUUGAUCGGGAAGCUGCCAGUCGCGCCACAACCGUUUAUUUGGUCGAUAAGCGUAUCGACAUGGUACCGGAGCUUCUCAGUUCCAAUCUUUGUUCGUUGCGCGGUGGCGAAGAACGAUUCGCAUUUUCCUGUAUCUGGGAGUUGGACGAUGAGGCAAACAUAAAGCAGACGAAGUGCCACAAAAGUGUGAUCAAGUCGAAAAAUGCACUCACCUACGAAGAGGCACAAAUUAUCAUCGAUGACUCAAAGCAAACGAAUGAGGUGGCCACUUCGUUGCGAAUGCUGAACAGGCUCGCUAAAAUCUUGAAAAAACGGCGCACGGAGAAAGGGGCCUUGGUGUUGGCUUCGCCUGAAAUUCGUUUCCACGUGGAUAGCGAGACACACGAUCCUAUCGACGUGAAGGCGAAGCAACUGCUAGAAACUAACUCGAUGGUGGAGGAAUUCAUGUUGCUCGCGAACGUUUCGGUUGCGGAGAAGAUCGAACAAGAGUUUCCCGAGUGUGCGAUGUUGCGUCGCCAUCCAUGUCCUCCCCAGUCAAACUACGAGCCACUGGUGAAGGCUGCACAACAUCAGGGCUUCGAGAUUGUAACAACAAGCGGAAAGGAACUAGCAUCCAGCUUAGACAAUGCAGUAAACCCGGAAAAUCCAUACUUCAACACGAUGCUGCGCAUACUGGCCACGCGAUGUAUGAUGCAAGCCGUCUAUUUCAUCAGUGGCACUCUGCAGCGGGAUGAAUUUUUCCAUUACGGUUUGGCCGCUCCGAUUUACACUCACUUCACGUCUCCGAUUCGUCGUUAUGCUGACAUCAUUGUGCACCGUUUGCUGGCCGCUUGUAUCGGGGCAGAUUCUACCUAUCCGGAGCUGCUUGACAAAAAGAUUAACUCUAACCUGUGUAACAACCUCAACUACCGUAACCGAAUGGCACAGUACGCUGGUAGGGCGUCCGUUGCUUUGCACACGCAUCUGUUCUUCCGCAAGCGAUCGGAGGAUGAGCAAGCGUACAUCUUAUUCGUUCGCAAGAACGCCCUCCAGAUACUGGUGCCAAAGUAUGGAUUUGAGGGAACGAUUUAUGUGACAGGGCGUAAUAACGAAGAAAUCAAAACGGGCGUCCGGUUCGUGUACGACGAGGAGAAACAGACGCAGCGUUGCGGAAAUAUUGUGUUCAAAGCGUUCGAUCCCGUCGUCGUACGGUUGAGCCUGGAUUCGACGAAUGUACAGCACGAGAAGCUUGUUUUUGAACUGGUGGAACCAUACAUUGAAGGAUUUAGCGUGAAGCCGGAUGGCAGCGUGGCGGAUAUUGAAGCACCGAAACGGAAAAGCGACCAGACCCCUGAGAAAUCGAAGAAAAGCAAAAAAGGACAUGUGAAACGAACGCUCAUGUAA